AUGAGCACCAGCAAUUUGCCAUCAUCUAGUGGAACUACGGAUGAUAUUAGUGGUUGCACCUAUGGAAUCAUAUUCUCUAUUGGUACUUUCCUUCUGAUUCUACUCAUCACUUUCGCUUGCAUCUGGAAUCGUUUACCACACAACCAGUCAACUCAUCCAAUCCCAAUCACUUCUCUAAGAACCAGUGAUCUGAAUUCCAUAACAAUUCUUGAACAAGGUCUCGACGAAGCCACUCUCAACAGCUAUCCAAAGCUCGUGUACUCACAAAUAAAGGGUACCUCACCAGCUUCUUGUUGCUCCAUAUGCUUGGUGGAUUAUAAAGAAACUGAUAUGCUUCGAUUGUUACCUCACUGUUCUCAUCUCUUUCAUCAGAAUUGCAUCGACCCCUGGAUAAGGUUACACCCAACAUGUCCAGUUUGUAGAAAAGCACCAGUUCCAGCCCCACAUACAAUUAUUGCAGGGGUGGACCCUUUGGCAACAACGACAAGGAUACAGGAUAAUUAG
Messenger RNA from Quercus lobata, 504 nucleotides. Its product is annotated as RING-H2 finger protein ATL70-like. The coding region runs from base 1 to 504 and encodes 167 amino acids. The transcript has a single exon. The record is from RefSeq and is a predicted model, not a curated record. NCBI's taxonomy places the organism in Eukaryota, Viridiplantae, Streptophyta, Magnoliopsida, Fagales, Fagaceae.